AUGGAUUAUCUAGCUUCCGUUUUUGCUAUUCUUCAUGUAUACAAAGCUCUGGGUGAGGAGGUGUUCUGGGACACAACGAUUAAAUUUGCUGAGAAUAUGACUCUAGAAUGUAUGUAUCCGUCGAGGGACACCUUAACCCAAGUGGAGUGGUUCAAGAUCAAUGCAACGAAGAAAGUGUCCAUUGCAAUUUUCAACCCUACUUAUGGUGCCAUCAUAAGAGAGCCCUAUGCUGACAGAGUCUACUUCUUAAAUUCAACCGUGGCUCCCAAUGACAUGACCAUUUCCUUUUAUAAUGCCUCUGAAGCUGACGUUGGCUUCUAUUCCUGCUCUCUUUACACGUUUCCAUCUGGACCUUGGGGGAAGGUUAUACGAGUGGUUCAGACAGAUAGUUUUGAGACAGCUGUGUCAUCCGCUAACCACCUGGUCUCAAAACCUGGAAAGAACAUCACACUCACCUGUCAGUAUCAGAGCAAGCAGCCAAUGCAACUGGUUACGUGGGAGAAGAUCCAGCCCCAUCAGAUUGACCUGCUAACUUUCUGCAACUUGUCCCAGGGGAGAAGUUAUGCUUCAAGGUACCAACGACAGAUACUGACCAACUGCAGCCAAGGAAUGAGAGGGAGCUUCAUUGGCAUCCCCCACUUAACCUCCUCGGACUCCGGCCUCUACCGCUGCUGCUUCAGGGCCAGCACAGGGGAGGAGGAGGCCUUCGCGAUGAGGCUGACCGUGGCCCACGGUAUUACCAAUACUCGAUAUGUCCUCUUCUUGACUGGAGGGACAGUUUUACUGCUCUUGGUUACCCUAAUUGCCAUCAUCGCUGUCAUUUAUUGUAACAGAAGAAGGAGGAGACAGAAAAGAGCUCUAUUUCAAGCAUCCUGGGAAACACAAAAUAAGAUGGCCACCAACUACAGAAGUCCUACCUCUACCAAUCAACCCCUGGAUGGUACAAGAGAGGAUAUUUAUGUCAACUACCCAGCCUUUCCCCGUAGACCAAAAAUCAAAGUCUGA
Molecule: messenger RNA, 1005 nt
Organism: Orycteropus afer afer
Lineage: Eukaryota; Metazoa; Chordata; Mammalia; Tubulidentata; Orycteropodidae
Source: RefSeq, a predicted model, not a curated record